AUGCCUCGAAUUCCUACUGAAAACCAAAUCAUUAAUAUUAGCGGCGAUUAUAAGCAAUGGUUUGGAGUUUUACAGCAAAAACUAAUCGCCGCUAAAGAUGAGGACAAUCCGACGGACAAUAUAUGGCUAAUCGCUUCCGACUCAUCCCUUAAUGGGAUCAUAGGUUUAGUCAAUUGUCUCCGUUUUGAACCCGGAGGGGAUAGACUGCGGUAUAUUUUCAAUUGCGACGGCACUGGUAGUCAGACUAGCGUUGACUUUACUGUUCGUCCAUUCAGCGAUAUAUUGGCCAAGAAUUUGAUAGCGAAUGUCAUUAAUGAGGGAAAAGUGGGAACUUUUAGACACUUAAGACUUGCGGACACUUACGACAAAACACUUUCCAAUGAAUAUUAUCUCAAUUUGGGUCAAACCAGAGUUCGUGAUAUUAUGCUAGUUGAAGGUCUUCGUCCAAUUGACAGUUCACUGACUGACUGUCCCAUUGGUUUGGAGUUCUCCGGCAGGAGAAGCGAUACGGGAGAAAGGGUUAUGGGAAUGGAUGCCAGGAAUCGGUGUCUCUCGACGUCCAUUUACGCCACGGAGCCCUAUAUGACUACCAUUCCCGAGCACUGGUCUAUGGACGACGCCGUCUCUAUACUGAACGCAUACAUGACUUUGUAUUACGGACUCAUUGAAAGAGCACAAUUGCAACAGGGUGAAAGUGUUUUGAUUCAUUCGGGAGCGGGUGGUGUGGGUCAGGCGGCUAUCAAUAUUUGCCAACACUUCGGGUGCGAUAUAUACGUUACGGUCGGCACCGAAGAUAAGGUAACUUUCCUGAAGAAUGAGUGCAAUAUUCCGGAGAACAGAAUAUUCCACUCAAGAGACAUUCGCUUCAAGAAUGAGAUAAUGAAGAUGUCUGAUGGCAAAGGUGUCGAUAUUGUCAUCAACUCAUUAUCUGGUGAGGGAUUGGACGCAACUUAUGAAUGCGUAUGUGACAAUGGUCGCAUUGUAGAGAUUGGUAAAUCAGAUAUGUAUGACAAUAAGAGUCUCGGAAUGUAUUGCUUUACACGAAACGUCCAAUUAAUUGCUGUGGUAUUGGAUCUGUUACUCGUGAACGACAUUCAGUUUAUGUGCAGAUUUUACAAAUGGGUGCAGGGUAAUUGUACAAAUGGCUGCAUUAAGCCUAUCAAAGCAACUGUUUUCAAGCCUGAAGAGGUGGUUAAGGCUUUCCAUAGUAUGACAACCGGUGAACACAUCGGAAGACUAAUCAUUAAAUUCAGAGACGAAGAGACCGUCAGAACACCGCUUCUGGCGAUGAAUCGGACGAUGAAUAUGAGGACAACUGUGAAGACAUUCUUCGAUCCAAACAAAGUUUAUGUAAUAACCGGAGGUUUGGGAGGCUUUGGACUCGAGCUCAUCCAAUGGAUGCACUACAGAGGGGGUCGAAAAUUUGUGGUCACUUCCAGGUCUGGCAUUAGGACUGAUUACCAGAAGUUUAUAAUCAAUCGCUUGAAAGAUGUUUAUAAAAGUGAUAAAAAUCUUUCACUCGAUGUGUUGGUCUCGACGGCCAAUGGGAUGACUAUUGAAGGCACACAACAACUGCUAAAUAAGGCCAAAGAGUUGGGACCCAUUGGAGGGGUAUUUCAUUUGGCACUCGCUUUGUAUAACGAGUUGUUUGAGAGACAAUUGUUUGAAGACUUUUGCGCAACGGUUGACAUCAAACACAAGAUAUUCGCGCAUUUGGAUCAACUGAGCCGACAGUUGGCCUACAAAUUGGAUUAUUUUGUGGUCUUCUCGUCGGUGUCAUGUGGUAAAGGAAAUGGAGGUCAGAGUAACUAUGGGUUUGGGAACUCUCUGUGCGAAAGGAUUUGCGAUGAGAGACGUAGGGAUGGUCUGCACGGACUGGCCGUACAGUACGGACCCAUUGGGGACGUAGGAGUGAUCGGUGGUGUGGAUCAGGGCUUAGGGUUCACAUCAAUGAGGAAACAAAGGAUUCACUCGUGUUGUGAUAUUUUGGACAAAUUGCUGGCAAUGAAUACACCGAUUGUUACCUCUUAUAUUCGGGUCAAUAAGCAAACAAAAGAGGGAACUCCUCAACAAAACUUUAUUGAAAGUAUUUGGCGCGACAUGAAUAUCGACCCGAAUGUCACCCCAAAUGACACCACUUUGGCCGACAUAGGGAUGGAGUCUAUGUUUGCGGUCGUAUUGCAACAGAAGUUGGAAAAGGAGUACAAAAUGAGUUUAACUGUAAAUCUCAUCAAAUGUUUAACUGUUGGCGUAUUAAAGGAGAGUGAAAAUGCCAAAACUGACCUUGUUCAAAGUUACCUCAACUCCUUGAGACAGUCCACGGAUUUCCUAUUGAAAUAUAACUUUCAUAUCUCUAAUGAGAAAACAAUUGCAUUAAACAAAUGCCAAACCGGGAAACGAUUGUAUAUUUUGCCGCCAUUUGUGCUCAACUUCACGGCGUGGGAGGAGUGGGCCCUUCGGGCCAACCGACCGGUCAUUGGACUCAAUUGGACGCCUGAUGUGAGUCGACUGCCCUCUCUUCAAGAGGUCACCAAAUAUUAUGUCAAUCUAUUGAAACAUUUGGAGCCAAUGGAUGGCAAAUACGAAGUGAUCGGCCAUUUGGAUGGCGCCGUCAUUUGCACCCAAUUAGUGGCCAAAGGGAUGGCCGACAUAGCGGUGGCUAUCGAUGUCAUCAAUGAUAAGCAUUUUUAUGUCGACAAUAAAUUAAAUGAGGAUUUUAUGUUAAAAUUUGUGAUUAAAUCACUAUUAAAACAAAUCCCCGAUUCAUACGUCAAUAAAAUAAUAAAAGAAAUAUCGGACAUUAAGACAAAGAUUGCGAUUAUUGGCAAAGAAUUGGUUGGUUUGGGCGGAAGACGACUUGUGAUCACAGAUUUGACACACGUUUUGGAGAUAAUGUUUGCGAGAAUUGAAUGCCUUUUGGAGUAUAGACUGAACGCAACGACAAUGCAUUCAAAUGAUAUGAAAACUCAAUUAGUAGUCAUUAAACCCAUUGAACACAAUCCGACUGACGAUUCGGAGGCUGAGCACCACCACCAGGAUCAAUUGGCUGAUAAUUAUAUCUUAUCGACGAUAAUGGGUAAUAUGAGUAAUGAUGCGAACCUACGAGUGGAGAGAAUUAUAUGCGAGAAUCCAAUGGAUGUGACGAAUGAAGCGAUUGCUGAGAAAAUCACAGAAUUACUGAUCGAUUGAAUAUAAGUUAUAUAAACAUAAAUUUAAUUACAUUUGAUUUGAUAGCAAAACAU
Molecule: messenger RNA, 3242 nt
Organism: Oppiella nova
Lineage: Eukaryota; Metazoa; Arthropoda; Arachnida; Sarcoptiformes; Oppiidae
Source: the annotation of a GenBank genome assembly